AACUUUCGCAUCAUCGAUACAGAACCAGAGAUAGAAUUGAAUCAGUCGCAGUCGCACGGUGGCGCCCUUCCGAUUGCUCGAGCAGGACAACAUGGCGGCGCCUAUGAAUUCCCAUGUGGAGUCCAAGUCUACGCUGUUCGUGAGAAAUUUACCUUUCACGACAACCAAGGAACAGCUGGAAGGAGUUUUUAGUGAAGUUGGACCCAUUAAGAAGAGCUUUGUUGUUACAGAAAAAGGAGUGAAGGACAGAUGUAGAGGCUUUGGAUACGUCACUUUUGCAUUGAGAGAGGAUGCAGAAAAGGCUAUCAAAGCCAGACUCAUGCUUGACAAUAGAAGGCUUUUCUUGUCCUACUCGAGAAGGAAAGAACCCCGGAACAAGGGAAGAACAAAGAGAGAUCAGACCGAGGAAGAAAAAGCAGAUGAAGUAAAAACAUCGGAUGAUGUUGGCAAGACGUCAGUGGAGGCAGGGAAAAGAGCACCCAGGGGACGCAAGGUCAAACCUGACACCACGGCAAAGACCGUUGACCCCAUCAAGAGGAGACGGGAUGCAGACAAGGAUUGGACAAAGCGGGAGAAGAAGCAGAAAACUGGACAGGGAGACACGGCGAGCAAAGAGGGGCGGUUGAUCAUCAGAAAUCUUGCUUUCAGUUGCUCAGAAGAAAGAUUAGGCAAAGCCUUUGCUCGGUUUGGUGACAUCACUGAGGUACACAUACCCAGCGAUCCAACAGAUCUCAGCAAAGUUCGAGGCUACGGCUUCGUGCAAUUCAGUGCCGUGGCCUCUGCCUCCAAAGCAGUUGAAGAGAUGAACACCAAGAAGAUCAUGGGGAGACCAAUUGCAGUGGAUUGGGCAUUGUCCAGGGAGAAAUACUUGGCAGCAACAAAGACGAAUCUCGCUGGCAAACGGAAGCCACAAGAGACAGUUGAGGUAGAAGACGGUGAUGAUGAAGAUGAUGAUGGCAGUGAUGAAUCAGGCAUGGAAUCCUCCUCGGAGCUUGAGGAGACGAGAGAAGGAGGUGGCACAGAUGAAGAUGCAGACUCGGAUAGUAACCAUGACGAUGAUGAUGACACUGAUGGUGAUGACAGCGAUGGAGAAAUGGAAGAGGACAGUGACAGUGAAGACGAGGGUGUCACUUCCAAUGAGGAUGGCAAGCGGAAAAGACCUCACCAAAAUAUAGAGCAAGAGUCGGAAGCAACGAAACGGAAGAAAAUUUCAGAUGAUGUAGGCGAAGGAAGGACGGUCUUUAUAAGGAAUAUUUUGUUCGAGACCACGGAGGAAGAGAUACAUGAGCUGUUUUCAGAGUUUGGCCAGGUCAUGUACAGCAAGCUUGUGGUAGAUCCAACAACAGAACACUCUAAAGGUACAGCAUUUGUACAGUUUGCCACUAAGGAAAGUGUCGACAGAUGCUUAGAGAAAGCCAGCAAUGUAAACCAGGUACGUGUCUGUUCAAACUACAUGGAUAUCGUCCUUAUCCGACCUGGAACCAGUGCCGCACAGGGCAUGACGGAUUCUGACGUAGCCAAGAGAACCAAACUGGAGACCAUUAAGCGACUGAAGCUCAAGAACAUCAACAUCUUUGUCUCACCGACACGGCUGUCCAUCCACAACCUGCCAAAGGCAGUCGAUGACAAGACGUUGAAGAAGGCUCUAUUGACGGCAGCGAGCGACAAAAAAGCAAAAGUCAUCGAGUCUCGUGUCAUGCGUGACAUGAAGAACCCAACUUCGGAGAGUCAGAGUAAGUCACUAGGGUUUGCAUUUGCCGAGUUCACUCAACAUGAGCAUGCACUGGCAGCCCUGAGGAAGAUGAACAACAGCACAGAAUUUUUUGGCUCAAAGAGGCCUAUCGUUGGAUUUUCACUGGAGAAUCGCCUUGCACUGGAGGCUAGACAGCGAAGGAGGGAGAAAUCAUUACUCAAGGCAAGGCAGAUCCAGAGCAUGCAGAAACUGACGAACCGGGAGGAGAGGGUGAAAAAAGGCAAACAGCCGGCCCAAAAAAGGGCAACCCAGCCUGGUGGCAAGCCCAAGAAGGGCGUGGCACCUGCCCCGCCCUCCUCCAAGCUGGAGCAGCGGCUGCAGGCCAAGAGCAAGAUGACGGUGCACGUGGGAGCCAAGAAGAGGUGGCGGGACCGGGGGAAGGAACUGGAGGCCCAGCAGGAGAAGCGCAGAGCCAAGAGGAGACAGCUGCUUGGGGAGGCAGGGAGGAAGCAGAGAGAGCCAGCCAGGCCUACAGGAGAGGGUGGAACACAGAAAUCUAGGAGACACAGAAAGGGGAAGGCAGAGGACACAAAGUUUGACAAACUCGUCGCUGAUUACAAACAGAAAUUGUUCCGUCGAGAGGAAGCCGGCCAAGUGCUGAGAAAAUCCAAAUGGUUUGAUGAAGGGUGACAUUGAAGCAAGGAUAUUAGACCUUUCUUUGGUAGUGUUACAGGUUAAGUCUGUGCCAGGCAGCAAUUGACACAUUGUGGCUGACCUCGAGUACAGACUAAAUUGUGUCAUCACGAAGUUUAGAAAAACCUUACAUUGCUAUUUGAACACUAAAUGGUAAAUGAUAUGCACGAACCAAUGUACAUUAUGAGGCAAAUGCUACCAAGGGUGAAGUUUCUGGAAACGUUAGCUACCCAUACAAAAUGGCAGUCAGUGUUUGUAAACCAAAGGUCUUUACCCAUUUUGUAGCAAGUACCACGCACUGAAGCUGGUGAGUUGUGUAGACGUGCAGUCAAUUUCAGGAAACUACGCAGUGACAUAAGCGCACUUCACCACGUUGGUUUACAUACGUUGCACAAGUUAAGGGCGAUUCACCAAACGUGUAUACUAAGGCGUAACUUAUGCUAUCAUUGCAGGUGGCACAAGUUACGCCAGACAAAAUGAAAAUGAAUGAUUUUUCUGACUUAUCGUGUUCUGCUUACCAUUGCUGAAGGCUUAUACGAGAAAUGUACAGCUUUAAGAAGGUUAUGAAAAACUUGUUUGGCUGUGAGAGAACUUGGAGAUUUUCUGUCCAUUUCCAACAAAGAAAGAUGAAAACUUUUCCAAUAUGGCGGGCGGAGGUAAUUUCAACAACUGUUUGAUGACUGCUGUAUUAUUGCAAAGGAACAGCCAAUGUAAAAGCUAUUAUCGUCCUUGUCCACAAAAUUUAAUAUAAUUAAAAAAUUGCACAGCUAAGCAACUUUUUGUGAAGUGAGCCAUAAGUAUUAGUAUGGCUACAGCACAUUUGAGGUGCAAGGUUUUCGCAUGAUACAAAAUUAUGCCACAUUUCUCGAAAUCAGCUACUGAACAUCCAGUGUAAUCAUGCAACAUUAUGCUUUACUUUUGUCUGAAUAUUGGAAGUGCCUUUUUUAAAUUUCAAGUUGGCCGUCAUUUUUUUCCAUAUUUUAGUUGUCCACAUUAUGUAUGAACUUAUAUUUAUGUAAUUUUUUCUCUUUUUGUCAAACCUUUUCCCAGUGAAUAACAAUUCAGUAAUAUUGCAAAUAAUUUGCACAAGUUGCAAAUUAUAACUUUACUUUCAGGCAUAACAUCCACUUGCUGCCGGGGGACCCAUUUUCGAGCACAUAGGCUUUAUAACAUGAAGCCGGGGAGCCCGAAACCAGGACA
Messenger RNA from Acanthaster planci (crown-of-thorns starfish), 3586 nucleotides. RefSeq names its product RNA binding motif protein 28 (gene rbm28). Gene Ontology annotation, molecular function: mRNA binding. Gene Ontology annotation, cellular component: nucleolus. NCBI's taxonomy places the organism in Eukaryota, Metazoa, Echinodermata, Asteroidea, Valvatida, Acanthasteridae. The record is from RefSeq and is a predicted model, not a curated record.